CACUUACGAAUAUUACGGCUCGAAGUGAAAGAGAUAAAGGCUUCCCGGACAACGAGGACGAGGAGAAUCGAACAAAAACGGACUUUGGAGGGGUUGAUGGGGGAAACCACCUAAAAGCACCCACAAUGACCGACUCCACAAUUCCACUCACGACUGAGGAACCACCUAAACCAGUCCGCAAACGAGGACGACCUCGAAAAAGUAAAGACGGGCCUGAAGAUGAACAAGAGUCUUCGACAGAUAGGGAGGUUGCGGGAAAGACGGGGAGUAAGAGAGGGAAGAAAGAUAAAGAUAAGACUGCGGGUAUGAAGGAUUUGAGUACGUGGUUUGGGAAACCGAGCACCGAAGCGGGUACCGGUAUGACCUGGCAUGAUGGAGAAGGGGAUGCGGUGAUGAACGAUGACGAUGUGCAAGUAAACGAACCGUUGACAUGGCCACAACCACGCCCCGUUCAAGAAGGGAUGAUGGAUGAGGAUGUUGUCGUGCUCAUGGAAGACGUCGUCGUACCCAGUACAUCUCAACAAUCCCUCGGAACCUCUGCUCCACCACCAACCUCCACAGCCCCCGGAAUCGAAUCCUCGCUACCGACGGCGCUGGACGCAGUGGAGAUAGUGGAAAGUGAGAGUGAGAGUGAGAGUGACGUCGAGUCACGAGGGCGGACGAUGAGCCAGAUUGUGAAGUUGAAGAUUGGACCGGAGCUGCUGAGGAGUCUCAGUUCUCGAUCACAGAUGGAGGAGGGGGAAAGUGUGGUCCAAGUUCCGGCUACCUCGUCCCCGGAGCGUGGUCCAGUGCCAGAGUCGUCGCAGGGGAGUUUGAUGGUCAAGUUGAGGAUCAGUACACCUGCGUUUCAGUCGAAGCGGAAAGAGCCCGAACACGAUGAACCGCUCCCUGCCGUUAAGGACGAGAAGGCCGUUCCGAAGACCGUGCACCCGUUCUUUGGGGGUGCGAAGGCACGGAAAGCAUUAACGGUCAGGGCAAAACCGGUGAAGGGGGAAGAUGAGGACGACGAGUCGAGUAAGAAGCGGAGACGGAAGUCAUCUGAGGGCAGUGUCGGCGAACCCAUGGCCAGCGUAGCAGCCACCAUUGAGGUCGUGCAGCCUGCGCCAAGAGUUGAGGCUGGUCCACAGAAAGCCACACAUCCGUUCUUCAAAGCCAAACCCUCAUCAACGAGCACGAGCGCACCAGGAAGUUUUAGCUGGGGAGGAGGAGCACGGGAUCCGUUUAGGGGCAUGAUGGGGAAUCCGAAGAUUAAUUAUGGGAUCCCAACGCCGUGGCCGAGUGCGGAUAAUAUGCAUGUUCGUGAUUUGCCUCCCACGACGCUGUUCGAACAUGUCGAACAGGGUGGUUGGGGUAUGGGUGGUGUGAGGAAGGGAAAGGCUGUUGCGGUUGAGGUGUCUGAGAGGGAAGAUGUGUUGAAGCUGUAUGAGGAGAAGCUCAGUGCGGGGAUGGGUAGCGGGACGCGAUGUCUGUUUCCGGAGAAGGUGUUGACGACGGGGGCGGAGUUACAGAAGUUUGCGGAACUGCAGUAUUAUGGGAAACCGGCGUUACAGAGGAUGUUUCGGCGGAUUAAGGAGAAGACGGCGUUUGAUUGUGGAAAGGUGGAGAACCAGAUGUUGGUUACGAAAUAUGCGCCGACGAAGGCGGAGGAGGUGUUGACGGAUGGAAAGGCGGCGAAGGAGUUGAAGGAGUGGUUGGGGGAGAUGAAGGUUGCGUUAAAGAGAGCACGCGCUGCGCCGCCGCCAAAGAAGAAGGGGCUGUUUGGGUUUGGGAAGAAGAGGGAUGAGGACAUGGAUGACUUCAUUGUGGAUGAUGAUGAGGUUAUGGAAGAGAUGCCGGUGUAUGAGGAGAUUGAGGAUAGUGACGAUAAAGACUUCAAUGCGCCUGGAUUGAGGAAGAAGAUGAAGAGGGAGAAGAAGGCUGUGCUUGAAGUUCCUUCGAAUGUCAUUAUUUUGGAGGGACCGCAUGGGUGUGGGAAGACUGCGGCUGUGUAUGCUGUUGCGCAAGAACUCGGCUUCGAAGUUUUCGAAAUCAACGCUGGCGGGAAGAGGAGUGGGAAGGAUAUCCUCGACCAAGUUGGUGAGAUGAGUCAGAGUCAUUUGGUGCAUCAACACAAGAAGGGUGAGAAGGAAAGUGAGAAGAAGGAUAGUUUGAUCUUGAUUGAGGAGGUUGAUGUUUUGUUUGAGGAGGAUAAGGGGUUUUGGCAGACUGUGCUUUCGUUGUCGCAGAGGACGAAGAGGGCGAUGGUGUUGACGUGCAAUGAUCCGGUAUUGUUGCCGGCGAUGUCGUUGGAGAGUGCGGUGAGGUUGAAGUUCGAGCCCGUGAGCGUGAAAACUGUUGCGGAGUAUCUGCACCUCAUGACGCUCGCUGAGGGACAUCUGGUGGAUAAGGCUGAUUUGGAGGCGCUGUACGAGACGAAGGGAAAUGACCUCCGUGCAGCGAUUAUGGAGCUGGACUUUUAUCUGCAAAUGGGAAUCGGCGACCGGAAAGCUGGACUGGAUUGGUUGCAUCUCCCAAAACGCGGGGUCGUUGACGAUGUCCGUAUCGCCUCCAAAGGAACAUAUCGACGAGGAUUGGAUCUUGGGGAAGUGGAGACUGACGAAGAUAUCGUGAGUGGGAUGCAGACGGUGUUUGCUUCUGAGCGAUUUUCGGAGUUGUUGUCUCGUAUGGUUGAUGUCCGGGAGAAGGAGACCGAUGUGAUGAGUCUUGACGCCGUGAUUGAGAAGCCACCACUCAAGGACUUGGGUGCUCUUGAUGCAUUCAUGCGGUAUGCGGAUGAUAUGUCGUUCAUGGACACGUACGUCGAUCAGCAGCAUACUACGUUCGAGGUGCCACAGCCGAAGGUGGCGGACGACGAGCUCGUCCAUGGUCGAGCGCCUCAUCUUGAUGAUGUGAUCGGAUACCCCAUUUUGGCACCGACCUCGGCGAGGUAUACGAUGGCUGGAUUGGACGAACUUAGGUAUUCUCCGGCUACCCAAGUACUGAUACGCGAAUGCUUCCAACAGCGCUGUGCGAACCUCAAAGAUAUCCGCAUCAUGGCUUUCGCCGAAGUCGACCGCUCGACCCUCCUCAGCUGCAGUGCCAUGUCAGUGGAGAGUGAUCGCAGUGUGAAGCACUUAAUCAAAGACGAAGCAUUUGCCGACCUCGCCCUUCUUCCCGGAUGGAGUCAUAAUCUGUAUCCACAUACUGUGGCACACCGCCCGCUCGCUAUCUUGACCACGGAUCUUGGACCACAUGUCCGCGAUAUCGUACGACACGACCAACAGGCAGCAAAGAUACGGACGGAGCAGAGUUCGCUUCUAUGCAUGGGUGGUGGUCAAGGACGUGGAAGAAACACUCGAGCUGCUGCGGCGGCGAGUGGAUGGGGUGGGAGACGGGAGAAGUAUCUGGAGUAUAUUGAUGCGGAUGUUGUGUUGAGGACGGCAGGAAGUAACUGGAUACCAGAUGCAUAGGCAGGACAAUAUAUGGGAGAACUAAGGAGCAUGGCGUUUUCGGCUUUUUGAUAUGGUUGAGCAUGGAAAGGUUAGCAUCGAUCUCGCAGAAUGGAUUAUCUGUACAAAGAUGUUGUGAAAU
Saitoella complicata NRRL Y-17804 is the source of this 3570-nucleotide messenger RNA. RefSeq lists its product as uncharacterized. NCBI's taxonomy places the organism in Eukaryota, Fungi, Ascomycota, Saitoellomycetes, Saitoellales, Saitoellaceae. Gene Ontology annotation, cellular component: nucleus. The transcript has 2 exons. The record is from RefSeq and is a predicted model, not a curated record. The coding region runs from base 126 to 3449 and encodes 1107 amino acids. Gene Ontology annotation, molecular function: DNA binding; ATP binding; ATP hydrolysis activity.